Formica exsecta is the source of this 1077-nucleotide messenger RNA. RefSeq names its product venom allergen 5.02-like. The record is from RefSeq and is a predicted model, not a curated record. Lineage: Eukaryota; Metazoa; Arthropoda; Insecta; Hymenoptera; Formicidae.
AUGGCGUUGACGAUGAUGAAGUUCGAUCCGGGGAUGACAACCAAUUGCGAGAGCGCGAAUUGCAUCGAUAUGGAGUAUAGCGAUCUCGACGGGGAGGAUAUCGAAACCGUGCUCGACAGUCAUAAUUUUUAUCGGGUCACUAUAGCGAGCGGCAAGGAGAGCCGCGGAAAUCCCGGGCCGCAGCCUGCCGCAAGGACCAUGAUGGAAUUGAUCUGGGACGACGAACUCGCCGUUAUAGCGCGUAGAUGGGUGUUGCAGUGCAAGCUCUUCGAGAAGGAUCAGUGCCGAGACAUUGAACGAUUUGGAGUAUGGCAGAACGUGAACGUACUCGAUAUGGACAGCGUGGAAAAUGGUACGAAGGACGAGGUAGAGGACUUCGACAACGCGGAAAUCGGACUAGUGAACUACUCUAGCGCGGCGUGGAAACCCUCCUCCUCUUACAUUUCCCUCGCAUCGGCGACGUUCAUUUACGUUGGUUGCGGCCGCGCGAUUUACACGCUCGACUUGAACAAGACCGCGGCGACGCCCGGCGGGUUUGGGAAUCGAGUCGAGGUACUCGUGUGUAAUUACGGACCUGUCGAUCGCACCGCGCCCCAGCAGCUCUACAAGCUCGGCCGACCAGGUCUAUGCCCAUCCGGAACCUUUCCCAGCGAUCGUUAUCAAUUCCUCUGUAUGAGAAUGACUUCUGAUCCUAUAGAAUUUAUUACUUUGACACAAACAUUUUUCAAUGAAUUUUUAUCACAAAUUUCUACUGCGACAGAACUCUGUCUUGCAAAUCAUUUCAAGAGUUAUGUAUCUUUGGUUUUCACGAAGAUGGAAAAGGUGUCUGAUAGAGAAACAGAGGCUAAAGUGUGGAAAAAUAUCAAGGAGCCAGUGCGACGAGAUAAAGAAGCUCGAACAGUGGAAAGGAAUUCCAGCGUCAGCCGGAGUGAAAGGAAGAAGACUAUUACUAUUGAUAGUGAUGAUCGGAGUAAUACAAGUGAAUGUGACAUAGACGAGCAAAAAGAUGAAAGCGAAGGACAAAAAAGCAAAAGAUGCAUGGAGAAAGAAAAGACAUGUGCCAGCACUGCUUUUUGA